AACUGCAAUACUGACAAGUCAUUAUGCCAGAAAAUCCUGCAGCAGACAAGCUGCAGGUGCUACAGAUCCUGGAAAGUCUGCAAAGAAAGCUACAUGAGAAUGGAGACACUUCACAGGCUGAGAAGCUGACUGUUCUGUACAAUACACUCAAGAGCCCCUUAUUCAAUCAGAUUCUGACUCUUCAGCAGUCAAUCAAGCAACUGAAAGAACAACUCAGUUAUAUGCCUCCAGAUCGUUCAGUGGAUUUUGACUUUACUAAGAGAGGUUUUUUGGCGUUUGAUGCUGACCACCGUUCUAUUGAUACUGGUAAUCUUUAUGUGACUUACAACAAUAAUAAUUUACCAGUAUCCAAGAUGCCUCCUCUGAUGCCCAAAUUUGCAGUGGACGAGUUUAAUUUAGCAAUCCAAAGAAUGGCCAAGGGCCGGCAAAUAGAAUACAUAGAUAUUGAAAAGCCACUUAGUGGAGGUCUUGGAUUUAGUGUUAUUACCUUUAAAAACCAAAGCACUGGAGAAGUUGGUAUCUUUGUCAAGGAAGUUCAACCAGGAAGCAUAGCAGCAAGGGACCAAAGGUUAAAGGAAAAUGAGAUACUGGCCAUUAAUCAUACUCCACUGGACCAGAAUAUAUCCCAUCAACAAGCGAUUGUGUUGCUCCAACAGUUCUUGGGUUCCUUAAAUUUGGUUGUGGCCAGAGAGCCAACCCAAAGAAGCAGUAGGACCUCAUCUGCCUUCAGUGACAAUAAUUUGCCUGAAAUGAUCAAAUGGGGUCAUAUUGAAGAUGUUGAACUUGUUAAUGAUGGCUCAGGAUUAGGCUUUGGAAUAGUAGGCGGGAAAUCAAUUGGUGUAGUGGUACGGACUAUUGUUCCUGGUGGACUGGCAGAUAAGGAUGGGAGACUCCGAACCGGUGAUCAUAUCUUGGAAAUCGGAGGCACUAAUGUACAAGGAAUGAGCAGUGAGCAGGUUGCUCAAGUGCUGAGGAAUUGUGGGAACUAUGUUAGGAUGGUUGUUGCAAGAGAUCCAGUGUGUGAAAUAACUGUGACACCACCAACCCCUUUGGCUCAGCCUGUUGGAAUGUUGACCCCUUUUCAGGACAGAUGUUUUGACACAGAAAAUGAAAUUCAGGAGGUUCAGCUGGUGAAAAAGGAUGGACAAAGUCUGGGAAUAACAAUUGUUGGCUAUACAGGAGUUACUGACAAAGUGGAUUCUUCUGGGAUUUUUGUCAAAAAUAUAGUACCUGGCAGUGCUGCAGAACACAGUGGUCAGAUAAAAGUCCAUGACAAAAUUAUUGCUGUUGAUGGGAUUAGCAUUCAGAAUUAUACUAACCAAGAAGUUGUGGAGGCAUUGCGUAAUACAGGACCAAGUGUUCACCUGACAUUGCUUCGAAAGAAACAGUGUUAUACUGAUUUCCUUUCAGAAAGAAGUUUAAACAGAGUGCAGUCAAAUGCGCCAGCCAUUUUCCUGUCUGGAGUUGUGGAAACUGAAACUAACUUAGAUAGUGAAAGUGAGGAAGCUCAAGAUCAAAAUGAUAAGUCUGAAAAUGAAAAUCAGCAAAAACUACAUUCAGUGGGUGAGAGCUCAGAAUCACCAGAAGAUAAAUUGAAAUCUAAGUGGCAAAAAGUGCUGGGACCUGACUUCGGAGUUAUGGUUUCCACUGUGGACAUGCCAAAUGCAGAUGAUACUGAGCUACAGAAAUAUUCAAAGCUGCUGCCUAUUCACACAUUGAGGCUAGGAGUUGAACUUGAUACAUAUGAAGGACAUCAUUACAUAUCAUCAAUUGCUACUGAUGGUCCAGUUGCUAAGCUUGGUGUACUGCAGCUGGAGGAUGAACUUUUAGAGGUAAAUGGUGUUCAGCUUUAUGGAAAAUCCCGUCGUGAAGCAGUUUCCUUUCUUAGGGAAGUGCCACCUCCAUUUACUUUGGUUUGUUGUCGACGCCUGUUUGAUGAUGGCACAGAGUCCUUUGUGGAUGAACCUGCAUCCAUUACUACUUGCUCACCAGAACCUAAGAUGAAAUCUAAAGAUUUUGGCCCAGAGGAAGAAGAGGAGGAGGAUGCAGAGCUUGCACUAUGGUCUUCUGAAAUCAAAGUUAUUGAUCUUGUGAAAGACACUAAAAUGGGCUUAGGCUUCAGCAUAUUGGACUAUCAGGAUCCCUUAGAUCCAACACAGACAGCCAUUGUGAUCAGCUCCCUAGUGCCAAAUGGAGUGGCUGAGUGUGGGGGUGAACUUUUCCCUGGUGAUCGUCUGGUCUUUGUAAAUGAAAAAAGUUUGUACAAUACCACUCUUCCAGAAGCUGUAGAAGUGCUGAAAUCUGCACCUCCAGGGAAUGUUCGUCUUGGAAUCUGUAAACCUUUGCUGGGAGAAAAUAGACAGUGUACAGCUUCUUGUAUUAUGGAUCCAAAGAGUAUUUCCAGGAAUUCUGUAUCUCCAGCACCAAUCAAUAAUACUGAAUCAUCAAUACUCCUUGAGGCUCCAAAGGACUUCAGAGAUGUAUCUUUCUCUAAAGAAGAACUCAUUGAUGAACCAGUCCUGGAUUUGGGGAUACAAUUUCAGCUAUCUCAAAAUGAGACAGAUGUUGACAAGGAGGCAUGGGAAAUGCAUGAGUUUUUGAAGCCUCUAGUGAAGGAUCUUGGUGAAGAACGAGAGAUGCUAGUGGAUGAAGAGUAUUAUGUAGACCAAAAUUAUUACGAUUGUGUGCCUUCAGAUAUAAAAGAGCUUGCUCCAUCUACUGAGGUGGACUUUGAUACUGCAGGGCAAUGUGCAAAAGAACUAGAAUUUAUUAAAAUGCCAGGAUUGAGUCCCGUGAUGGAUAUUAGAACUGAAAAGGCACAGCAUUGCAUAUCUAUAAGAGAGAACCAGCUUGAAGAAAACACAAACAGCAGUUCACUACUCCAUGGAGCCUCAACAAAACACAACCAGCCAAGCAGUAUGCUGGGUGCUCAGGAAAUGAAUACCGAGACACAGAGUGACCAUAAAGAUCCUCUAUGCAUCAACUCUGAUUGCAAAAUUGCUGAAAAAAGUAAACCGAAGUCUGAAGACUGUGACUUUUCCAGCAGCCAGAAUUCUGCUCUGUCUAGAGGGCUGUCUAGUGAAUUGCCUGAAAGAGAAGAGGGCGAAGGGGAAGAAACUCCAGUAUUCAGCCACUGGGGACCACCACAGAUUGUUGAAAUUUUCCGCGACCUUCAUGUGCCCCUUGGCAUCAGUAUUGUUGGAGGACAUACAGUUAUAAAGCGCCUAAAGAAUGGAGAACAGCUUAAAGGUAUAUUUAUCAAGCAAGUAUUGGAAGACAGCCCAGCAGGAAGAACAAAAGCUCUCAAAACUGGUGAUAAAAUACUUGAAGUAUCUGGAAUGGAUCUACAAAAUGCUACUCAUGAGGAAGCAGUGGAAGCUAUAAAAAAUGCAGGCAAUCCCAUUGUGUUUGUUGUUCAGAGUUUGUCUACUCUUCCUAGGAUAGUUUCUGUAAUAAACCCUAAGAAAAACAAAGAUCACAGUGAUGAAGACAUAGCUGGAGAAACUGAAAAGAAGAAAAGCGGAGCGCCACCACCCAUGAAAUUACCACCUCCUUACAAAGAACCAGAAAAGUCCAGCUCUGAGGAGACAGAGGAGGAACAAGAGGACUUUUAUACAGAGGAGAAAAUCAGGCAAAGAUAUGCAGAUCUGCCAGGGGAGUUGCACAUUAUUGAGCUUGAAAAGGAUAAAAAUGGUCUUGGGCUCAGUCUUGCUGGCAACAAAGACAGGUCUCACAUGAGCAUCUUUAUUGUGGGCAUCAGCCCAGAUGGCCCUGCAGGAAAAGAUGGAAGAAUGCACAUUGGAGAUGAACUUCUAGAGAUAAAUAACCAGAUCUUGUAUGGGAGAAGUCACCAAAAUGCUUCUGCAAUAAUUAAGACUGCCCCAUCAAAAGUCAAACUGGUAUUCAUACGCAAUGAUGAUGCAUUUAACCAGAUGGCUGUUGCUCCUUUCCCAUUACCCUCUAGCUCUCAGUCUUCCAUUGAGGAUCAUAGUGCCACUGAAUCUACAAGUGGUGAAGAAGAUUUGGACUUUCUCAUGAAAGGCUCAACAGAUGAUGUGUACACAAAACUAAAUGUUGGUAAUAAGGCUGAAAAAGAUAUUAUGGAGAAUCAGCAAGUCCUGUCAGAACAACCAGAAAAUCUCCGUAACCAAUUAAAGGAAACCAAGUUUUCAGCAGUAAUCCCCAUCAGUUUACAUGAGAUAUCUUUGACACCUGCAUCAUCAUUUUCUCCAGAGACAAAGCUCAGCCAAAGCAGCUUUCCAACUCCUUUGGUACUGCUGGAUCCAGCAACAUGUCCAAUAGUUCCUGGCCAAGAAAUGACUAUAGAAAUAUCUAAGGGACGAUCAGGACUUGGCCUCAGCAUUGUAGGAGGGAAAGAUACGCCACUUGAUGCUAUUGUUAUCCAUGAAGUUUAUGAUGAAGGAGCAGCUGCUAGAGAUGGUCGACUCUGGGCUGGAGAUCAAAUUUUUGAGGUUAAUGGCAUCGACUUGAGGAAUGCUAGUCAUGAAGAAGCUAUCACAGCCUUGAGACAGACUCCUCAGAAAGUGCAACUGGUUGUUUACAGAGAUGAAGCUCAUUAUAAGGAUGAAGAGAAUUUGGAGAUUUUCCAUAUAGAGCUACAAAGGAAAAUGGGUAGAGGAUUAGGGCUAAGCAUUGUUGGCAAACGAAAUGGAAGUGGAGUAUUCAUCUCUGAUAUCGUCAAAGGAGGAGCUGCAGACCUUGAUGGGAGACUAAUUCAAGGGGACCAGAUCUUGUCUGUCAAUGGGGAGGAUGUAAGACAUACUUCACAAGAGGUUGUUGCCACUAUCCUCAAGUGUGCUCAAGGGCUUGUGCAGCUAGAGAUUGGACGACUUAGAGCUGGAUCUUGGCUGUCUUCACGGAAAACAUCUCAAAACAGCCAGAUAGGCCAACACACCAUUCAUGGUCACUUUCACCCUACAUUUGCUCCAGUUAUCGCCACCUUACAGAAUUUUGUCAGUGCUAAAAGAUCAUCUGCUGAUUCCUCUCAUAAAAACUCAGUUGGAGCAGAUAUGGGUCCAAGGACUGUGGAGAUCACAAGGGGGCUGAAUGAUGCUCUAGGUAUUAGUAUAGCUGGUGGCAAAGGGAGCCCAUUGGGAAAUAUUCCAAUUUUUAUUGCUAUGAUUCAAGCCAGUGGAGUAGCAGCACGUACACACAAACUCAAAGUUGGAGAUCGGAUUGUCAGUAUUAAUGGGCAGCCUUCGGAUGGGCUGUCUCAUGCUGAUGCGGUUAAUCUACUGAAGAAUGCUUAUGGGAGCAUUAUCCUGCAGGUCGUUGCUGAUACUAACAUCAGUUCCAUAGCCAGCCAGCUAGAGAAUAUGACCACUGGUACUAAUCUGAGCCCACCUACCAAACAUCAUCCUGAGGAUCUAGAAGCACCUCAGCCUAAAAUUAUUGUGUUGGAGAAAGGCUCAGAUGGAUUGGGAUUUAGUAUUGUAGGAGGCUACGGAAGCCCCCAUGGAGACCUCCCCAUUUAUGUCAAGACCAUUUUUGCAAAGGGAGCAGCUGCAGAUGAUGGCAGGUUGAAGCGUGGUGAUCAGAUUUUAGCUGUUAAUGGACAGUCUCUGGAAGGCGUGACUCAUGAGCAAGCUGUAGCUAUUCUGAAGCACCAAAAAGGGACUGUAACACUAACUGUGUUGUCAUGAGCUUUGCUGCAAAUGCAGUCUGGGCUGGGUGCAAUUGUUUCUGAGCAUUGCUAGAGCUGCUAUAAAAUGGUACACAGACCUUAGUGAGAUGAAAACUCAACACCAGCUAAAAUUAGUGCACAUUAAUCCUGUUGCCUGUGAGAUUUUCAUUCUUUAUAGAGGUUCAUUUUGUCUGGUCACUGACAAUAAUUGUGAAUCAUUCUCUCUACUAGUGCUUCCUUGAAUGUUCAUCAUCUCUGCAAAGUUGUUCCUGCUCUACUGAUAAUGACCAUCUACCAAUAGGAAGUAUAAUCACUGAAACUAGAAUUCACACAUCCACAAAAAGGGAUUUAGCUCAUUGUUGGAUCCCAUCCAAUGGAAAAAAAAUAAAUGCUGAGUGAAUUUUCAUCUCAUUCAUGGUUUGCUUAUGCUAAUUGUCUUUUCAACUAUGCCAGAAAACAUUAAAAUUGAAUUAAAUAACUGCCAUUCCAAAUGAUGAACUAUCACAUUCUCCUGUGGAAAAUUGUGUAUCAAGUUCUAAUGAUGAAACGCCUGCUUCCCUGACUAAUCUUCCUAGGGUAGAUGUGCAUAUGUUACUGAUAAUAAUAAGUCAGUUUUCAGCCUCUCCUCAGUUUGCGUUGGUCAUGUUUCAAGUGCUCUGGCUCCCUCAAAUUCUUUUGAUCAAUUGACAAGAACUUCAUGAAAAGCAUAUCUUAAGGAAGCUAGAUAGGUGAUAAAAGUACUUUGCAGAAUCUGAAGCUUUACUCUCUGGAGGCUGCAGAAAGCAUCUAAGGCUAGUCAUUAUUAAUUAUAAUGAUAAUACAGCAACAAAAGAGUAAAGGCAACUUGGUGGCUCCAGUAACUCAUGGACAGUGGCUCCAGUAACUCAUUGUCAGUUUUGCAGUACAGUGUCUCAUUAAUCAGCACGGUAACAAUUUAUGUCCAAAGUUUGUAACGUCUAUCAUUUUUAUUGUAUGGUUCAGAUAGAAUACAGUAACAUUCAUUUUGAUUGUCCGGAAUACAUGAUAUCUGUGAAAUUGGUCAAAGGUGACAAAGCCCAAAUCAAAGGAAAAGUGAUUGUGUUGUCAAGAUUGUUGUCUAUUGUUUUAUGUCCUAUGUUUGCAUCUAGCUAAUCACAAAGUGCAUUAAGCUAUUGGAAUACAUUGUAAGUAUUCCGUGAAUAGUGCCUGAAAGAAAGCUGAGUUUUAAAGGAUUUUUAUCUACCGUAGUUCUCAUCAACAUUGCUAAUGAUAUUUAUAAGAAAAGCAAAGGAAAUAUCCCAUGAAGAGCUCUUUAAAACAAGAGACAUUCUAUUUGCCAAAGUUUGGUGAAGUUACAUUGCGCACACUUGUGAAACUUAGAGAUGUGGUUCGUUAUAAAAUUAAGGAUAGUGGCCAAAAUUAUCUAUCAUUCUGAUUCUACAGGCUUGACUCCUGUGACAUUGUUCUCCUUGUGGUACUCUCUGGUCACUGCUGUGGUACAUGCUUCCUCUGCCACUAGCACUUUUGUGGGUGAAAAACGUUAAUCUUGUGCAGUGCUAGUGGCAGGGGAAACAAGCACUGCAAUGGCUAGAGAGACAUGCAAAGGGGACCAUGUCAUAAGAUCCAAGCUAUAAUGUAGGCUAUCAUAACAAUUAUUCUAAUUUUGAUGCAAGGAGCUUUCCUUUCAAACAUUUGUGAUGCAAAGAAUGUAGAGCUUGUGUGCUGAUGUUAUUUGCACUUCUCCUAACUCAAAUGAGAGAUCAUAUUGCUGCUUCUUGUAAUUUGCACUCUUUAUGUAUCACAUGUAGUACUGCCAGAAACUGCAUUGAAACCUACAAGUUAACUGGUAACAAUGUAAGAGCAGUGAGUCCUGUAUGAAAAUGAUCAACGGUACAAUCCAGCAAGAAGUCUAGUGUGCAAGUCCCAUUGAAAUGAAUGGAAGUGUAUAAGAGCUUGGUGGGGCUGGGAUGGGGACACUUAAUAGGGGAUUAUGUGCCAAUCCUUUCAGCUGCUUAAUGCUUUUCAGGGCACAUGGGCUUCAGGUUUGUUUAAUAAUGCUGCUGAUUUCUGUGCUAUGAGGAAAAUAGCAGUGAAAUAUACUGUAUGCUUGUGGAUAUCAAUAAAGUGAGAUGUUUUAUUUCUUCCAAAGACUCAAAAUAAAAUUAACUUACAUAA
Molecule: messenger RNA, 7798 nt
Organism: Heteronotia binoei (common prickly gecko)
Lineage: Eukaryota; Metazoa; Chordata; Lepidosauria; Squamata; Gekkonidae
Gene: PATJ
Product: PATJ crumbs cell polarity complex component
Molecular function (GO): protein binding
Source: RefSeq, a predicted model, not a curated record